AUGGCGCAUCUUAAUCUUAAAAGAAUAGGUUUCGUCGUAAAUUUGUACGCGGUAGAAGUGAGAUCGAAAGAGUCACUAGUGAAACCAAGAAAAUGUUAUAUAACCGAUACGCUUUGCCUUACUGCAAGGGCUCAAGAAAAUGUGUCUGUUUUUGUAAAGGGCUUAGAAGAUGUUCCUACCGAAAAGUUGGAACCUUUGUGUAUUGAACACCUCCAAAAGGAAAAAGUUGGUUUGAUAUUUGAGGCACUAGCUGUAAGGAAUGAAGGAUUUAAAGAUUUAGUUAUAGACGAAUUAAGAAUAGAUAUGGCUUCAAACGUAAUGCGAUUAGUAUUUCACUCGGAUUUUAAAUUAAAGGGUCAAUACAAAAUGGAUGGACUUUUGUUUAAAAUGCCUAUUUCUGGAGAAGAUAAUACGAAUAUUGUUAUGAUCAUGCCUUUUGAAAUAUAUCUUGAUUCUCUCAAUAGAAGUUUUAUGGAUUUAAAAAAUUUUACUUAUGAUUUUGAUGUGAAAGAUAGUGCGAAUUUCAAUUUUAGUAACUUAUACUAUGGAGAUCAAGAAAAAAGUGACCAUAUUCACACUUACUUUGUUGAAAACUGGAGGCUUGUAAUUCAAGUGUUUGGGCCUAUGAUUUUUGACGACGUUAACCCGAAAGUAUUCAACGCUCUAGCAACAUUUAUGAGAUCCAAACCUUUACAAGAUUUACAGCUUUAA
This is a messenger RNA of Danaus plexippus (monarch butterfly), 711 nucleotides long. RefSeq lists its product as uncharacterized. NCBI's taxonomy places the organism in Eukaryota, Metazoa, Arthropoda, Insecta, Lepidoptera, Nymphalidae. Bases 1 to 711 code for a protein of 236 amino acids. The record is from RefSeq and is a predicted model, not a curated record. The transcript has 5 exons.